AUGUCAUCGCGCAGCGUGGGAUUUUGCGGCUUCCUGACAGCCCAGGCUGUCGCUUGACUUGAUCUUGGGUUUCACCAAGCCACGAAGGACUAGCGUCCCUCUCUCCUAUCCCAAGGGCAUUAAGCCUGUCUGGAUGAAGUAGGAGAGGAAAGAUUUACACGCAGUUCCCAACUUUACGUGACGUGACUAGGGAGGGAAUUGACGGUCGCACCGUCUACCUAGCCCAAACGGGGUCACAGCCGGACAAGGAAGUAGCAGAUCUCCCAGAUGCGGUCUCUUCGCUCCGCUCCGCUCCACCCGCACCAGCAGCGGCCCACCCACCUCUCCUGUAAGAGGAAGAACGUCCCGGAGACACUUCCGGCCCCGCCCCCCGAGGCGGAAGCGGAGUGCCAGGCUACUCCUCCCGCAGUGUGGGUGGUUUCGAGGCUGACUACCCUGCGGCGGCGCGGCUCGCAGUCCUUCUUGGCAUGGACCGCACUUGUGAGGAGAGGCCCGCUGAGGAUGGGAGCGACGAGGAGGACCCAGACUCCAUGGAAGCCCCAACCCGGAUCCGGGACACUCCGGAAGACAUCGUGCUGGAAGCUCCGGCUAGUGGGCUGGCGUUCCAUCCGGCCCGUGACCUACUGGCUGCAGGGGACGUGGACGGGGACGUGUUCGUCUUUUCCUACUCUUGCCAAGAGGGAGAAACCAAGGAGCUCUGGUCAUCGGGUCACCAUCUCAAGGCCUGCCGAGCUGUGGCCUUCUCUGAAGAUGGGCAGAAGCUCAUUACUGUCUCCAAGGACAAAGCCAUCCACGUUCUAGAUGUGGAGCAGGGCCGACUGGAAAGACGUGUUUCCAAGGCUCAUGGUGCCCCCAUCAACAGUCUUCUGCUGGUGGAUGAGAAUGUUCUGGCCACUGGGGAUGACACAGGUGGUAUCCGUCUCUGGGACCAGCGGAAGGAGGGCCCCUUAAUGGAUAUGAGGCAACAUGAAGAGUACAUCGCAGACAUGGCUCUGGAUCCAGCCAAAAAGCUGCUGCUGACAGCCAGCGGGGAUGGCUGCCUUGGCGUCUUCAACAUUAAGAGGCGUCGGUUUGAGCUGCUCUCAGAACCUCAGUCUGGGGACCUGACCUCUGUCACUCUCAUGAAAUGGGGGAAGAAGGUGGCCUGUGGCUCCAGUGAAGGUACCAUCUACCUCUUCAAUUGGAAUGGCUUUGGGGCCACAAGUGACCGCUUUGCCCUGAGAGCUGAAUCUAUCGACUGCAUGGUUCCAGUCACCGAGAGUCUGCUGUGUACUGGCUCCACUGAUGGAGUCAUCAGGGCUGUGAACAUCCUACCGAACCGAGUGGUGGGCAGUGUGGGCCAGCACACUGGGGAGCCUGUGGAGGAGCUGGCCCUCUCCCACUGUGGCCGCUUCCUGGCCAGUAGUGGCCAUGACCAGCACCUCAAGUUUUGGGACAUGGCCCAGCUGCGAGCUGUGGUGGUGGAUGACUACCGUCGGCGCAAAAAAAAGGGAGGACCACUGCGGGCUUUGAGCAGCAAGACUUGGAGCACCGAUGACUUCUUCGCAGGACUGAGGGAAGAGGGAGAAGACUCCAUGGCUCAGGAAGAAAAGGAGGAGACUGGGGAUGACAGUGACUGAAGGAAUGAAUUGAAUCUUGAGACGGGUCCUCACCAGGCAAGAGUCUUGCUUAUUGGGCUGCAUCCCAGAGAGGAUAUGAAUUAUUAUUUUUUGAAAAGACAGGGUUUUGCCGUCGUCCAGGCUGGAGUGCGCUGGCUUGAUCUUGCCUCACUGCAGCCUCAGUGUCCCCAGGCUCAGGUUGUCCUUCCACCUUAGCCUCUGGAGUAGCUGGGACUACAGGUGUGCACUACCACACCAGGCCAAUUUUUUUUUUUUUUUUUUUUGGUAGAAACAGGGGUCUGUGUUGCCCAGGCUGGUCUUCAACUCCUGGACUCAAAUGAUCCACCUGCCUCUGCUUCCCAAAGUGCUGGGAUUACAGGCACGAGCCACCACACCUGGCCAAAAAAAUUUAUAUUUUUUGAGACAAGGUCUCACUCUGUCACCCAGGCUGGAGUACAGUGGGUCGAUCAUGGCUCACUGCAUCCUUGACUUCCUGGGCUCAAGUGAUCCACCUCCUGCCUGGUAGCUGAGACUUAACAGGCAUCUGCCACCAUGCUUGACUAAUUUUUGUGAUUAUUAUUUUUUUUUUUUGGUAGAGACCAGGGGUUUCACUAUGUUGACCAAGCUGGUCUUGAACUCCUGGGCUCAAGUGAUCCUCCUGCCUUGGCCUCCCAAAAUGCUGGGAUUACAGGCAUGAGCCACUGUGCCUGGCUGGAUAUGAAAUUUUUUUUUUUUUUUUUUUGAGACGGGGUUUCGCUCUUGUUGCCAGGGCUGGAGUGCAAUGGCGUGAUCUUGGCUCACUGCAACCUCCGCCUCCCGGGUUCAAGCAAUUCUCCUGCCUCAGCCUCCCAAGUAGCUGGGAUUACAGGUGUCUGCCACCAUGCCAGGCUAAUUUUUAUAUUUUCAGUAGAGACGGGGUUUCUCCAUGCUGGCCAGGCUGGUCUCGAACUCCUGACCUCAGGUGAUCCACCCACCUCAGCCUCCCAAAGUGCUGGGAUUACAGGCAAAAGCCAACACACCCGGCCUGGAUAUGAAUUCAUAAUACCCUACAGUGCAGCACAAGAAGAUGCACUCAAAGCACUGAUGUGAGGAAGUACUUGCCCCGUAGCAGCUAUUCACUCUACCAGUGUAAACAAACUCUAAGCUAGGGCAAGACAGCACAGACACAAGUAUAUACUAACCAGGGGUUUAAUAUAAAUACAACCAGCAUAGAAAGACCCAAAACUAUACAGAAACCAAAACCAGAAUGCCAUGUGGUGGAGGCAAAGGGCAGAAUUUCUGACCCCUUUGGCUCAGCUGCCCUUCCCCACAAAUAAAAACCAACAAAGAGAACAAA
Messenger RNA from Gorilla gorilla gorilla (western lowland gorilla), 2934 nucleotides. RefSeq names its product WD repeat domain 55 (gene WDR55). The transcript has 7 exons. Gene Ontology annotation, molecular function: protein binding. Bases 468 to 1619 code for a protein of 383 amino acids. Lineage: Eukaryota; Metazoa; Chordata; Mammalia; Primates; Hominidae. The record is from RefSeq and is a predicted model, not a curated record.